UAGUAAAAACCCAAAAGCCCAAACAAAAACCCAAUCAAAUCUCGCCUCGCCUGCAGCCCGUCGCCCAAUCCAAUCCCCACGCGUCGCCGCCGCCUUCCGGCGAUUCCAGCCAGCCCCCGCCACGCCGCCGAAGCUUCCCGACCCCCGCUGCGGUUCGGAUAAGGUCGCCGCGACCUGCCCCCUUCCAUCCUCGCUCCGCUCGGCCCCGGGACCCCAUCGGGCUGGAUCUAGGGUUGCGUGGGGAGGGGUUUUGGAAGCCCCCGCCGCGAUGGAGGCGGCGGGCGAUCCUGCCGGCGACGCCCGCACCUUCAAGGCCGACUUUACCGCCACCGGCAUGGAGCUGCUCCGGGGGCGCGUGCGGGAGAAGCUGCGCGAGUUCAUGAGCGGCCCCGACGACAAACUCGUGGAUUAUGUUAUUCUCUUGCUAAGCAAUGGAAGACGCAAGGAUGAGGCCAGUAAGGAGCUUUGUAUAUUUCUAAAGGAUGAUAGUGCAGCAUUCAUUUCCUGGUUGUGGGAUCAUCUUUCUGUACACUUGCACCUUUAUGUGCAAGCACAAGAACAAAACCAGGAGGAGAUUGAGGAUGAUGAGGCCCCCAAAGUAAUAUCUGGAAGACAAAAAUUAUCAGAGGUGCUCUCGAGAAGCAAAGGUCAAACUCAUUCUGAGCACACAAUUGAAUCAAGUACAACCACUAGAAGACAGAAUAAGAGGGAGUGGAAAGGAAUUGGUCUGGAGGGUAAUGAAAAAUUUCCACUUCGAAGUGUACUAACUGAUAUUCUUCACGGAGAGGAGAAAAGAUCGCAAAAGUCCAAUGAAAUACGACACCCUACAUCAAAACAACAGAACGGCAGGAAGCGUGACAGGGACGAUGAGCCACAGCAAACGAAGUCUUCACGUUCCAUGCUUGGUGGUGGUGCUUCCCGUCGUCUUCUACAAUUCGCUGUUCGAGAUGCUGUAAAAGCUGUACAGCCAGCAAGCAGCUCUGCUGAAUCAGCAUCCAAGCGUCUACGCUCUGUGGUCUCCACAUCAUCUGCAGACAACCUGCAUGAUAAGAGAUCAGGAAAAUCUCAAGACAACCUGCAUGAUAAGAGAUCAGGAAGAUCUCAAGACAACCUGCAUGAUAAGAGACCAGAAAGAUCUCAAGACAACCUAAGUGAUAGAAGAUCAGAAAGAACUAGGCCGAUUCUGCAGGUAAAAGGAGCUGCUUUAGCUCUCAGGGCUGCCGCGGAGGCUGCUGCAGAUUCUACAAAAGUUAGAUCUACUGGAAGUGUUUUCAAGCGAUUGGGUCAAGAGAAUGUUGUAAAACAGCCAUCUCGUUCUCGUGAAGAGAAGAGAGAUUAUGAGGAUUUUGAACCAGUUACUACCGUAGAGGAACAUAAUUCUGAUCGAUAUGAUAAUGAUGAGGAAUCUGAAGAGGAAUCUGGAGAGCUGACCAUGGCAGAUAGGGAAGCUGAAAUGAAUGUUGAUUCGACUUCUGAUGAUGAUGUGAACCGAGAUGAAGGGAUUACAGGAUGCCAAAGUUCUGGUUCACAUGAAGAUGCUUUCUCAUCAUUUGCAGAGAAGAAAGCUUUAUUGGCAAAAUGCAGCAUUGAACCAGAGACCAAUGCAGUGAGGCCUUCAAGUGUGAUCAAUGAGGAGCAACCUGUUUCUUCAUUGACAAUAACAGCAAAUAAAUCUGUGGCUAUUUCUGCUGAUGUGAAUACUGUGGAACCUCUCAAUUAUGAAACACCAAAAGAUGUUCAUGUUGUGGAGAAGCCUUACAUCACACCCAUGAAUGCAAAUGCCACCAGUCUGGCUAGUAAUGUCAAAGAACCAAGUCAUGCAGAAGUUCAAAAGGAUUCUCAGCGGUCUGCACCAUCUGUUGCAGUUUCAUAUAGCACAGCGCAUCCGACUGAGGAUGCAGAUUCGAGAACCCUCUAUGUCAGUAAUGUUCACUUUGCUGCCACCAAGGACUCAUUAUCUCGCCAUUUCAACAAGUUUGGUGCUGUUCUGAAAGUAGUCAUCGUCACUAAUGCUGCAACGGGGCAGCCAACAGGAUCUGCAUACGUAGAGUUUUUACACAAAGAAUCAGCUGAGCGAGCUUUGUCAUUGAAUGGUACAUCAUUUAUGACACGGAUUCUCAAGGUCGUCCGGCGAAGUUCUCAUGAAGCCGCUCACUUUUAUGGUUGGCCUGGUAGUGGACGAUCAUCUAUGUAUGCCAGGCACGGUAGAAUGGCAUACCCGAGGGCUGUUCUCCCUGGCAGUUCCUUUAGAGGGCGUGCUCCGAUGAAAGCUGGUGCUAGAAGUUUACAGUGGAAACGUGAGCCUUCAGGCACUGAUUCAAGUGCAGGUACGAAACCUGACAUGAGUGUGCCAUUGUCAUCUGAACAGGUUCUCCCACCUGCCACAUAGUGGAGCAUAUUAUAGUUGAGCUGACAAUGAGAACCAAUUGUUAUCUUGCUCGUUGCCCCGAAUGGUUGAAUCAGGACAACAAACUGAGAAGAUUGUUCUUGCAAACCUACUGUUUUGUAAAAAGACCAAAAAAAGCACGAAAAAUACAAAAAAGCUAAAAAUAAGAAAAUGGGGGAGGAGUUUGGUGUCUGAAUAUGAUAAGCUACCAUGCUGGUAAUUGCAGUUCGUCCUCUUCUUUAUAUGUGAAUAGGCUGGCAUAUUACGUGAGCAGUUAUCAUCAGACUCCAGCCAUCUGAAAGAGGCUUCUUCACAUUUGAAAUAAUUGCGACCUUUUUGGUUGUAUUGGUGGUCGCAUGGUUAAGGAUCGAUGAACAUAUGCUUGGAUGGCAGAUGCAUCAAGUACACCAAGAUGAGGAGCAGUUUCUGGACAAGAUAUUUAUCAACAAUCAGUGCUUUAUCAAUGUAAGCAUCAAUUGUAUAGCAACAAACCUAUUUUUAUAUUUGUACUCUUCUCUGAAUCAAUCUCUUUCCCAACAAAAAAAAGGAAAAAAGGAAAAUAAAAAGUGUUCAUCUCUUUUUGUUUUUUCU
Molecule: messenger RNA, 2977 nt
Organism: Phragmites australis (common reed)
Lineage: Eukaryota; Viridiplantae; Streptophyta; Magnoliopsida; Poales; Poaceae
Exons: 9
Coding region: 269-2389 (706 amino acids)
Biological process (GO): mRNA processing; regulation of mRNA stability
Cellular component (GO): nucleus; cytoplasm
Molecular function (GO): poly(A) binding
Source: RefSeq, a predicted model, not a curated record